GUGUAGGCGGAGGAUUCUUCCUGUGUGGAGGCGGCAGAUCCCGAAGGUACCUGUGAUUCCACGCCAGCUCCGUCCGUGGUGCGGUAACUAUGGCAGCCGACUGCGAGGGAAGCGAGCCCGGGCCUGUGGCCGAGAUAGCUGUUGGAGAGGAAGGUGAGCGAGUCAAACCUUUCACGCCAGAGAAAGCCAAAGAAAUUGUAAUGUCUUUGCAGCAGCCUGCAGUCUUCUGUAACAUGGUUUUUGAUUGGCCAGCGCGACACUGGACUGCAGAGCACCUCUCUGAGGUCUUGCGGGGCAAGCAGAUACGGUUCCGAAUGGGCCUGAGAAGCACAGACACAGUGCCUCAGUUUGAAACCUCAUGCAGUUACGUGGACGCUACACUUGAGGAGUUUUUGACCUGGAACUGUGACCAGUCUAGCACCUCUGGACCCUUUAAAGAUUAUGAUCAUUCCAAAUUCUGGGCUUACGCUGACUAUAAAUAUUUUGUCACUCUAUUUGAAGACAAGACAGAUGUCUUCCAGGAAGUGGUGUGGUCUGACUUUGGGUUUCCUGGAAGAAAUGGACAAGAAAGCACACUGUGGAUCGGCUCCCUCGGAGCCCAUACUCCCUGCCAUCUGGAUUCCUAUGGUUGCAACUUAGUAUUCCAGGUACAAGGAAGGAAAAGAUGGCAUCUCUUUCCUCCUGAAGAUACGCCUUUCCUUUAUCCGACCAGAAUCCCUUACGAAGAGUCUAGUGUGUUCAGUAAAAUCAAUGUUGUCAACCCUGAUUUAAGGCGUUUCCCUCAGUUCCGGAAAGCUCAAAGACAUACGGUCACGCUGAGCCCAGGACAGGUUCUGUUUGUCCCCAGACACUGGUGGCAUUAUGUGGAGUCUGUUGAUCCUGUCACCGUCAGUAUAAACUCCUGGAUUGAGCUGGAAGAGGACCACCUAGCCCGGGUGGAGGAGGCCAUCGCCCGUAUGCUCGUGUGUGCACUGAAGACCGCAGAGGGCCCGCACUACCCCGGAGCCUGGCUGAACCCCACUGAGGUUGAGGAAACAUCUCAUGAAGUCAAUUGCUGCUACCUAAAUGGUGCUGUUUGUGCUUUUUUUGAUCAUUGUAAAAAAGCUAAAGAAGUAGAAAUGCAAACAGUGAGAGCACAUGUAGAGAGAGAAGAACAGAGUGUGCAGGAGCACACGGAAGUGGAGCAGUCUCCACAUGACCGGAGUGUCACAGUGAAGAGUGGGAGACAGGAGGCAGCAAGUCUGUUUAGCCCAGAUCUGGUCCCCGUGACACCAGCAUCUGAAGAGCGAGGAGGCACACUGGAAGGUGACAGCAAAGAAUGUUUCAAGAGAAAGAGAGACAGAGAACACACUGCAGAACUCCCCUGUACCAAGAGGCAGCAGACUAGUCAAGGGGCAAGUUCAGUGGUGGAGCAGGUGGCCUCAGGGCGUCCUGUGGCACCUUCUAGAAUACUUGUGUCCACCGAUGACUUGCUGGACUGCUUGGUGAAUCCGCAAGUAACCAAGAUGGUGGCCCAGCUUUUGAUACAAAGGAAAAGCUUGUGAUGCUAAUAGAUUUUUUUAAAUAACUUUUUAAAAUAUAUUUUUAGAAAUAAUGUGGUAUGCGAAUUUGUUUGCUUUUCUGUAGUAUUUUUAGUUACUCU
Molecule: messenger RNA, 1642 nt
Organism: Acomys russatus (golden spiny mouse)
Lineage: Eukaryota; Metazoa; Chordata; Mammalia; Rodentia; Muridae
Gene: Hspbap1
Product: HSPB1 associated protein 1
Exons: 9
Coding region: 90-1544 (484 amino acids)
Molecular function (GO): 2-oxoglutarate-dependent dioxygenase activity
Source: RefSeq, a predicted model, not a curated record